Messenger RNA from Epinephelus moara (kelp grouper), 2319 nucleotides. It is a transcript of the gene luc7l3, whose product is annotated as LUC7-like 3 pre-mRNA splicing factor. Bases 133 to 1623 code for a protein of 496 amino acids. Gene Ontology annotation, cellular component: U1 snRNP; U2-type prespliceosome. Gene Ontology annotation, biological process: mRNA splice site recognition. The transcript is spliced from 11 exons. Gene Ontology annotation, molecular function: mRNA binding. The record is from RefSeq and is a predicted model, not a curated record. NCBI's taxonomy places the organism in Eukaryota, Metazoa, Chordata, Actinopteri, Perciformes, Serranidae.
CCAUAAACGGGCGGUGUUGUCACAGCGUCUGCCAUUUUGAUUAGAAGAACCUUGCGCGCAAUAGAUGGUGUCAGCUGGCUCUACAGGAGAUAUCGUAGUAUUUUUAAUCAGCGCUACAUUCUUGUAGGCAAAAUGCUCUCAGCAGCCCAGUUACUCGACGAGUUAAUGGGCCGAGAUAGAAACUUGGCCCCGGACGAGAAGCGGUCCAACGUACGCUGGGACGACGAGAGCGUCUGUCGAUAUUAUCUGUGUGGCUUCUGUCCAGCUGAGCUGUUCACAAACACCCGCUCUGACUUGGGCCCUUGUGAGAAAAUCCAUGAUGAAAAUCUUAGAAUAACGUAUGAGAAAAGCUCCCGGUUCAUGAAGGAGGGUUACGAGCGAGACUUCCUGCGGUAUUUGCAGUCGCUCCUGGCAGAGGUGGAACGGAGGAUUCGCAGAGGGCAUGCCCGGCUGGCACUUUCCCAGGCUCAGCAGAAUGCAGGGGGUCCUGGUCCAUCAGGGAAGAAUGAGGAGAAGGUCCAGGUUCUAACAGAGAAGAUUGAAGACCUAGUUGUACAGAUUGAGGAACUGGGGUCGGAGGGCAGAGUGGAGGAGGCCCAGGGAAUGAUGAAGCUGGUGGAGCAGCUGAAGGAGGAGAGGGAGCUGCUCAGCUCCACCCCCUCGACCAUCGAGAGCUUUGCAGCCCAGGAGAAACAGAUGGAGGUGUGUGAGGUGUGUGGGGCCUUCCUCAUCGUGGGUGACGCACAGUCCAGGGUGGACGACCACUUGAUGGGCAAGCAACACAUGGGCUACGCCAAGAUCAAAUCCACUGUAGAGGAGCUCAAGGAGAAACUACGUCGUCGCUCGGAGGAGCCCCAAGGUGAAAGCCCAGCGCUAAAGAGGGACAGAGAAGACCGUGAGCGUGAGAGGGAGGAAAGAGAGAAAAAGCGCAAAGAGGAGGAAGAGAAGGAGAAGGAGCGGGAGAAGGAGCGUGAAAAGGAGAGGGAGCGCGAGAGAGAACGGGAGCGUGAGAGGGAGAGAGACAGAGACAGAGAACGGGACAGAGAUAGAGAUAGAGAUAGAGAUAGGGACAGGGACAGGGACAGGGACAGGGACCGGAGAUCACGGCGAAGCCACUCCAACAGCCGCCACUCCAGUCGCGCAUCGGACAGGAAAAGGAGCCGAUCCCGAGAUCGCCGGAGGUCUCGGAGCAGAGACAAGGACAGAGAGAGGGAACGCAAACGCAGCAGGAGCCGGGACAGGGAUAGGGAAAGGGACAGAGACAGGGACAGGAGGCGCAGCCGUGAUCGCUCUGACAGAAAGCGUCGGUCCCGCAGUCGCGACAGGAGGAGGUCGCGCAGCUCAGAGCGCAAAUCUCACCGCCAUCGCAGCCGCAGCAAGGACAGGGACAGAGAGGAGAAGAGAGACAAGGAUGGAGAGCGGUCAUCAAAAGACAAAGACCGUAAGGGGACGGAGGAAAGGAGCAGCUUUAAGAAAGACAAGCACUCUGACGGCGACGCAGCUGCCAUCAAGGCUUCGUCCGAAGCGGAACCGAUGGAGACUGAGGUGGCUGCCUCUGCCUCUCCUCUGCUUAACGGCCAGCAAGAGCUCCUCCAUUCUGAAGGUGACACUCAGUCCAAUUAAAACUGAUCUGAUAGGACCUCAGAUCAGGCUCAGGGGAAGCUGGGAUAUCUGGUGGAGGAAGAAGUGGAAGAGCGCACCCAUCCUUUCCCUGAACCUGACACUACGCUGCUUAAAAACAAGGUGAACCACAAAUGUGUAGUGGCUUAUUUAAAAACAUGAACAUACAUGUGUAAAUGAGGAGAGAGGGGGAAAAAUACAUUUGAUUUCCAUGUUCCAUCACCUGUCUUAUCUUUUGGCUGGAUGAGGGUAGUUGUGGUUCAUCUGAUGUAUUUCUUGGUCUAGAUGUCAGACAGGCAUCACUCUGAAAACCAAACUUAGAGAAGUUCAUUAUGGGUUUUUGUGUUCUUACUUUGAGAAUCUUUACACAUCCUCCUUGUUUCUUGGCAUUUAGUGAAAAUUUAAUAAAAAAAAAUAAAAAAAACAGUGCUUGUGGUUUGUUUUGGUUUGUCAGGUUCCACUUCACUCCUUGACCUUUUUAAAAAGUCAGUUGAAAGCGAAUGUAAAAUGUUAGUCCCAUGGCAGGGCGUGUCUCUUUUCUCCUCCACUUAGAGCUCACAUUGAUUGCUCUUGUCCUCUUACUGUAAAAUAUACUGAUUUUAAUUAUGAUCAAAAGAUUUUGAAGACUGAAGAUUUGUUUAAUUUUGCUCUGCUUUUAUUGUCCUUGUUGUCUCGAUGAAUAAAGAGUAAAAACUUGUC